AUGAGUUUAGACAUCCAACUUACUGCCCCCAAUGGGCGCACUUACAAGCAGCCCACCGGUUUGUUCAUCAACAACGAAUGGGUCAAGUCGUCCAAUGGCGAAAAGAUCACAUCUAUAAACCCAACCAACGAGGAGGAAAUCACAUCCGUCUACGCUGGUUCGUCCGAAGACGUCGACAAAGCCGUCCGCGCUGCCCGCCGUGCCCUCCACAACCCAUCAUGGCGAGAUCUACCAGGUACCGAGCGCGGUAAACUGCUCAGCCGCCUUGCUACACUUGUCGAAGAGAACAAAGAGAUCCUCGCUACGAUCGAAACAUGGGAUAACGGAAAGCCAUACACUGUCGCGUUAAACGAUGACGUGAACGAAGUCGCUGAGACGUUGAGAUACUAUGGUGGCUUUGCGGAUAAGGUGUAUGGACAAGUCAUCGAAACAACAGGUGACAAGUUUGGAUACACCAUUCGUGAACCUAUUGGCGUCUGUGGACAAAUCAUUCCGUGGAACUUCCCACUUGCAAUGGCAGCUUGGAAGCUCGGCCCAGCUCUAGCAUGCGGCAACGCAGUGAUCCUCAAGCCCGCAGAACAAACACCACUCUCCAUCCUCUAUCUCGCCAAUCUUAUCGUCGAAGCAGGUUUCCCCCCUGGUGUUGUCAACAUCAUCAACGGUCUAGGAACCGUUGCCGGUGCCGCCCUUGCUUCACACAUGAACGUCGAUAAGAUUGCCUUUACAGGUUCUACCCCCACAGCACGCAGCAUCAUGAAGAUGGCGAGCAGCAACCUGAAGAACAUCACUUUGGAGACUGGUGGCAAGAGCCCUCUCAUCGUCUUUGAUGAUGCCGAUGUUGACUUGGCUGCGUACUGGGCCCAUAAUGGUAUCAUGUACAACCAGGGUCAGGUGUGCACUGCUACCAGUCGUAUCCUUGUCCAAGAGGGUAUCUACGACAAGUUCAUGGCUGCUUUCGGAGCGCAAGUCAAGAACAUCUCCAAGGUUGGCGAUCCUUUUGAGGAGAGCACCUUCCAAGGACCUCAAGUCACCAAGGCCCAGUAUGAACGAAUCUUGUCGUUUGUUGAUGUUGGUAAGAAGGAAGGUGCCAAACUGGCUCUUGGUGGUCAACCAUUCAAGGUUGGCGAUGGAAAGGGUUACUUUGUCGAGCCAACAGUCUUUACAGACGUUACACCCAAGAUGCGUGUUUUCCAAGAAGAAGUCUUUGGACCAUUCGUGGUCGUCACCAAGUUCUCUUCUGAAGAUGAGGCUAUCCACUUGGCUAAUGAUACACAAUAUGGCCUUGGAAGUGCCCUUUUCACAACAAAUCUGACAAGGGCGCAUCAGGUUGCCAAGAGGAUCGAGGCGGGUAUGGUCUGGGUCAACUCGAGCAAUGACAGUGACUGGAGAAUUCCCUUUGGCGGAGUGAAGCAGAGUGGCAUUGGUCGGGAAUUGGGAGAGGCUGGUCUUGCGGCCUAUUCUAACAUUAAGGCUGUGCAUGUCAACAUUGCGGCAAAGCUAUAG
Messenger RNA from Fusarium pseudograminearum CS3096, 1503 nucleotides. RefSeq lists its product as uncharacterized. The coding region runs from base 1 to 1503 and encodes 500 amino acids. The record is from RefSeq and is a predicted model, not a curated record. The transcript is spliced from 3 exons. Gene Ontology annotation, molecular function: oxidoreductase activity, acting on the aldehyde or oxo group of donors, NAD or NADP as acceptor. Lineage: Eukaryota; Fungi; Ascomycota; Sordariomycetes; Hypocreales; Nectriaceae.